AUGCACAGACCUAAACCUCAUAUAAGAGUUAUGUAAGAAAAGGAAAUGCUUGAUGGAUAUAGUAGACUUUAGUAAAUCGGACCAUAUAUUACUAUUCCUAGAACUGUUGAAAGGAUACCAAACAUGAAGAAAGUCUAUAUUUUGGAAGAAAGGUACACUCAAAUAGAGAAGGAUAAUAGAUUACUGUUUCAGAAGAUUACUAAUAUUAUGAAUAAUAAAAGCAUCAAUUUUGAUAAGCCAAAAAGGAUAAGCAGCUUAAAUUCAAGGAAAAGGAAUGAAUUAGAGUAGAUUCGAAAGGAUAAUUUGAUAUUGUUUAGGAACAUCACUACAAAAAAGUCAUAAUACUCAAAAUAAUAAUAUGAUAGGGAUUGGAGCUAAACUAAGCAAUAUUUCUAUAAUUUAACAGGACAGAGACCCUCAACACAAAAAAAUAAGGCACUUAUAAGAUCUUUUGAAUUUUGA
Molecule: messenger RNA, 462 nt
Organism: Paramecium octaurelia
Lineage: Eukaryota; Ciliophora; Oligohymenophorea; Peniculida; Parameciidae
Source: the annotation of a GenBank genome assembly